Molecule: messenger RNA, 8829 nt
Organism: Mesocestoides corti
Lineage: Eukaryota; Metazoa; Platyhelminthes; Cestoda; Cyclophyllidea; Mesocestoididae
Source: the annotation of a GenBank genome assembly
AUGCUUGAAUGCAACGAAAUUUCUUCAGGCCCCAUUCUGGAACUUUUGAGCGCAUUCUCGAGCGAUCUACGUGAAGACUUCUAUCCUUACUUUCCAGAAUUCUUCUCAGUUAUUAAGGACAUCAUCUACCAUCGUAAAUCUACUACUUCUGAUUUAUUCACGUCACUUGAGGCGGCUGAGUUUUUCAAAGAUUGUCUGAUAUCCUCUCUCAAAUCUAUGGCUUCCAAUAAAUUGCAGCCUGAUGCGCUUUUCUCCAUUUGCAAGCUCAUGUUUUCCUAUUUUGACGUCGUCAGUGUGUCUCAUAUCCUGAUAUUGCUUUCGUGCUGUGAUGCACUCAUCGACCUGAUGCAGGAAAAGCACGUUUUGCAUCGAUACGAAACAGCGAUUGAGGGGCAUCUCCACUCUGUCAUCUCUAAAUACCCCUUAGUUCGCGUCGGCGAAAUUGUCGUCAAAUUUGUUGGACUGUCUUCUGCUCACUUCAAUUGCACUCGGUUAAUGAGAAAGGUCCUUAUCAAGUCGAAUUUUACCGAUUCCCAGCGGAUCUUUCUUUUACGCCAAAUGGUGAGACACAAGUCUUUCGAGAAGGAUUUUCUCCAAAUUCUUGCCCAUUUACUCAUUCAAAGACCAAGUGAAACACCAAUUGACGAUGCAACACUGGAUUUUCUCGGGCACCUAGUCCUUGUUCGUCAACCCCCAUGCUCUACGCCACUGAUCACCGAGCCACCUGGGCAGAUGAUGUGUUUAUCGUUGGCUUCAGGACUUAACUCUGCAGAGGCACUUCAAAUGACCGUUGAGUGGAUUUUACAUCCUCUGGUGGAUCCGGAUGCGCCUCUUGAGCGUAAACUCUCUGCCGCUCUUUGCCUACCCCACUUAAGCCCAGUACCUAACGAAAGCGUCCUUCGGAACAUCGCUGGAGAAGUCAGAACUACGUUUGUCCGUCUUAUGGAAGCCGCACCUAACACCAUCGAAUUUCAAGCACUCGCAGUUUACUUAUUAGCACUAUACGAGGCUUGGUUUUCUUACAGCCUUUUAUCUCCCACGAAAUCUGAUGUCUUUAUGGACAUAAGAUUCCUCGUGAACACUGCAGCCUCAAUCAAAGACGACAAUGUCGAUUUGUGCAUAAUUCUUCUUCGUGUAAUUGAUCUAACGAGUCAAACAAAAGAAACAGGUGACCUGAAGGUCGAAGACGUCUUGCCAUUUCUGCUGUCAUUCAGUCAUCAGGUGCGUCUACACGCUCUUCGAAUUAUCCGUUCCCUGCUCUCAUCGGCUGGAGCAAGCGCAGACGCGAUCGGUGCAUUGAUAGCAGUAGAACGAUGCUUAAGCACCGAACUAAUCAAGCAGAUACCCAAUUCUCUUCGAGAAUUCCUCAUACACGUUCUUCGUCUUCAUUGUGGUCGGAGUGGAAUUGUCGGGUGUGCGUUAGGUGCCAAGAUUGCGCUGCAUCACCUGCUUGGAAUGCUUCACGUCAACUUGACACCAGCGUGGGACGCCAUUGUCUCGGCCAUUUCAAGCUACGCAAAUCCCACUUUCUAUGCUGAAUCGGCCGACUCCGCCGUCCAACCUGACUACCGUGGCGAACGGUCCCGCAAACGCAACCGCAAGUCUCGUGACCGUUCGCGAUCUCCCAUUCGAUCUGAAGAACAGAUGGACACUGAGACUGCGUCUUCUGAAACCUAUUCACAAUGGAAAGACACAUGCCGUGACUUAUUCUGGUCUGUUAUGACUGAUCUACUGAAGUGUCCAGUUCCCUCGGACAAAUCUGCUGUGCCAGGUGCAUCAGUGCCGCACUUAGUCUUCGAUGAACUGCCGGUGGUGGAGGCCUACACGUCGCUGCUUUGUGUCAUACCGGACAACGAGGUUGCGUCACUGGUCGAUCGGGGAGACGAUGUGGCGCCCACCUCCUUUUCAACUCGUCGACCGCCUGAUUGGAAGCACUAUCGAUUGAACCUCUGGAGGUGCAUUACACCCAUUGAAGUCGGCAAACGCACCCGCCUGCUGGUCCCUUUGUUUCUGACUUUUGUCAAUGACGAGUUCUAUGGGACACCAACCAGGAGCAACGAAGACGUCCUCAUAUGUGCCCUCAAACUUUUCGCCCGUAUGCCGAACCUACAUUCCGUCUACAAGCACGAGGAAUUGGCUGCGGCACUGCUGCGGCUGCUCACCAACAAACGACCAGCAGUUCAGCAGGCUGCCUUCACGUGCUGGCUGUCACUCGCUCCCUCCGGACUGAAGCCUUACAAAGAGCAUUUCGAGAAGGUGCUUAACCUCCAGACGUUCCGUGACGCUGUUAGAAUUUUCAAACUCGACACUUCUGUGGUCUCUGAACAUCGUCGCGCCGUGGCACAAAUACUAAUCAGGAUUCUAUAUGGUCGCUUGCAUCUGUCAAAGGAGAAUCUGGCUUCAGCGAUCUUUACAAAUCUUGCCGGAUGUUCUGAUGAAGAACUGGGUCUAUUUCUCUCACUCAUCAUUGAAUCCUUCUUCUCUGCCUUGUCGGUCGACUAUUCAAAGCGUUCUUUGUUGUUCUCUGACAUCAGCGCUAGCGCCAAGCCAAAUUGGAGCCGAUUACAGGCAAUCUGUAACGUUGUCGAUCAGCUGCUCUCCUACAUGGGUCAUCGGUUGGGCGGCAUUGCCCCACACCUAGACGUCUCUGCCAACACAAACGCCUCCGUUCAUGCACCAGCACUUUUCGAGAUCUCUUUGCUUAUGAUCUCCACUACCAACACGAUUGCAUUGGAUGAAAAUGAGAAGAAACCACACACAAAACAGGUCAAGGUCGUUCGAAAGACCGGUGUCAAGCUCCUGCUGCACCUCUUCUCUGCACCCGGAAUAGAUUUGGAGGCCUUUUGGACACCGGAGCGGGUGAAACUUGUGCGGGAGCUAGUCCUGGAACCACAUCGACUUGGAACGUCUGCUGUGGCCUCACCUGGCCACAUGGUGCUCAAGUUGAUUGGUGUGUGGAGUCAAUCGGGCAGUGAGUAUCUUGUCGGAGCCCUCUUUGUGCCAGAGCUGCUCUCCGACUUGGUAAAGCUGCUGCAGCACCCCAACCUCUCCAAGACAGUCGCCAGGGUCGUUAUUGAAACCAUCACGAAUCUGAUUUUCUCUCCAGAUGUCCAAGAGACCGGUCGUCGUAUACUGCUGCCCUUCCACGCAAGUCUGAUCGACUGCCUUUACUCAAGGCUGCUCGCGUUGCGUUCUCUUUCUUCUUCUCAAGCCCGGAAGGCCCUGAAUUCCACCUCCUCGGAGUGGCUUCAACGCGAAUUCCGUCUCCUUGGUUACCUUGCUGUGCCGCAAUCGCAGGAAGGUGUCACCUCCCAGGCGGACGUUAUGUCCACGGAUCAAGCAAGUCGUCUGCUGUCCGGCCUGUUGCCGUUCCUCGUGAAGGCUCUGGUCAAGCCGGCUUCCCACGGUGGCAACAGCCUGUUUGUCAAAAAGCGGAAAGCAAAAGGCCGAGAAACCGAUGGACUGUAUAUCCGUCGACUGCCUCCGUCAGAAGCCGUCGAAGUUGCCCGAGAAACCACCGAGGCUGAGGUACUGCGGCUGCUUUGCCGUCUUAUGGAAGUCACCGACGACAUGGAGGCGCAUCUUUGCAAAGUACUGGAGCUCUUUUCCACGGUUGAGUCGCGCAUAAGUCGAGCCCUUUUGUGCAGCGCCGCGGGCAUUGCCGCGUCCCGCAUCGCCCACGCCGCACAGCCCAGCAGCAUUUUGCAGUCCUCCCUGAACGACGUGGCGAGCGUUAAACCGGGCCUCGCCAGCCACCUGCCCGAGCCCGUCUUCACGGCUUUGCGCGCGAUUCGCGCUCAACGCCUCGAAGCCAAUCCCGUUUCCCCGGGAGCUGCUUUUGAACGCAACGCUUUAUAUAAGCUUCUCUGCAUGUUAAACUCGUGGAGCACCAGCCAUUUGGAGAUGAUUGAUGCUGUCCAACGCGAAGCUGCUCUGAACGCUCUCUUGGGACUUUGUGACCUCCCACUGCACUCCACUGGUGAUCGAUUAAACUACUUCAUCCAUCUCGCGGGAAUUCACAACGCCGUGUACACCAUUCAAACUGCGGAAAUUCAGCUUCGCGAUCUCGCUUUGGAUUACAUUCUGCGUUUGUCACGGAUUCUCGCUGCCGGCCUUAAAUCUGACGACGAGACGCAAAAGAAGGUGUACGGUGUACUCACUAAGAAUUUGAUCAUUCAGGCUCUUUGGCCAGGGCUCUGUCGCAACAUUAAACAGGCCGUCGGGCCCAGGCGGCUCCACUUUUUCCGUCUGCUCACGGGCCUGGUGAAGUCGUUUGGCGCAUCACACCGGUUUUUCGCACCGCUAGCCCUGCUCGCCGAUGAUUCCCUCACCGCCGACCAGCAGCCCGUGUGUUUCUACGUUAAUCUCCAGAGCGGAACGUCAGCUCGCCAGCUGUUUGCGAUUCGACGCCUUGCACUUUUCCUUCACAACCCCCUCACCAUUGCCUCGAAGAAGGCGAUUGCGCGGUGUACCGUGAAGAAAGAAGGCGACGAGGCAGCUCCAUUCGUGAUGCCUCUUAGUCAUCUUCGCGGCAUUUUCCUACCCACUCUGCUCUUUUUCAUCCGCCAAGAAAUGGUGGCGGAGUUGUCUGGGGCUGGAAGCCUUGGUCUGGAGUCGCGUCAGAUUGUCUCAACUUGUCUCGACGCUGUACGAGCCCUUGCCUCAAGACUUGCAUGGAUCCCUUACAGGGAGCUGUUGGCAUCUGCACUCUCCAACCUCGAUCAGGAGUCUACGAUUGCUUUGAAGUACACCCUGGCUAUUCUAGACGGCUAUCAACCGUGUGAGGAGGCUGUAGACUUCAUGUUGACCGUCGUUGCUCGCCUCCAGGCUCACAUAAUUCCCUCCUACAAGGCAGAAGGACAAGGCAAAUCGUCGACUUAUCUGCGAACGAGUGCUGUGGUGGCUCUUGUCACUCUCUUGCGUCGUCUUCCCAAAGGCCAUCUGGAAUCGCGACUGCCUCAUCUCGUUCUUCGUGUGUGUGACCUCCUUCGUCCUUCUAAGAAGCUUCCAUCACAGGCACGACACGAGGCCGUCUUGGCUCUCUCGAAAGUCGCUAUCAUGGUCGGUCCGGGUCAAGGCCUGGACUCGAUUUUUUCCACAUUGGCGAGGGAGCUGUCGCGUGGCUACGCGGCGAUGACCAUUCGUCUAGCCGCUCUGCAUCGAAUCUUCUUUGACUUUACUGCGGCGAUGGAUAGGGGUGAGGUGUCAGCGGUGCAUGGUGGUAGUGGUUGUAGGGCGACCUUGGACAACGUGUGUUACAUUCUGCUGCGUCUCUACCUUGAUGAGAUUGCAGGACAACUGGGUGAGCAGACGGAUUCCCGACGAGAGGCCUUCAACAAGGGCUCAACUUCAGACUUUAAUGUUCAAACUCUCCCUGUCCCGUCUUCAACUGAUCUCCCCGAGGCUCGGGGUGGUCCGAAGGCGUCAAUCGGUCUGCCUGCCCUCCUCCGCUUCUGUUCACAGUCGAUGUUGGGACGAGUUUUCACGGACCUGCGAACGGCAACCGCUUUAGUCGCGGCAGGACGGAUUAUAUCCAACGAGAGUCUUCAGCAAGGCGGUGAUCAGUCAACGGGUGAAGUUAAGUCGGAUGAGAAGUUGAUAAGCCAUCUGCGUUUUCGCAAGCGGGCUCUGGCCCGCCUUCAGGCAGCUAUCAAUCGAAUCCCCACAAAAUACGGUGUCCUUCACCCCAAAAUGCUUGUGCCACCUUGUGCUCUCGGCCGUUUAGCCCUCACUUUCGUCAGUACGGCAUCAGUCGACACCAAUAAGAAGCCUACACCUGUGUUGAAGCGCGGUCUCGAGGCACUCUACCGCCCGGGUUGGGGCAAGGCUGGUACCCAGCUUCUGGAGAAGCGCCCCGACUACCUCGAAGUCCCUGCGGAGCCGAAACUCUCCACACAGAAUCUGCAUGUCACACAGACCGAUUCUGCCCAUCAAGAUAUCCUCUCUGCCUGCGGCCUGCAGACUAUUAUUGGUCUAGUCAAACUGGGCCUUCUUUCGCCCACUACGCGGCCAGAAGACGCUACUCUUCUGUCUGAUGCGGUUCCACUCACUCUGGCUACUCUCAACACCUCCAAGAGUCUCGCUGUUCUUGCUGGUGCUGUUCGUUGUGUUAGGAUAUUUUUCCAUCUCGAUCUAGAGUGCUUUGAGGCAUUUCUGCCCGACGUGGCUAGGGCUCUUUUUGGCCUGGUGGACAAACACACCGGUCUGUUGAGCACGAAUGCGACUGCAAGGGACAGUGUGGCGCAGUCGUUCGCACACGGGCUCUACGCGGCUCUGGCGGCGCUGAUCCAACACCAGACCAAGUAUACCCUCUCAAACGCCCAGCUUGCCAUCCUAUUUGGUACGAUUGAGAUGGAAAUCGUGCGUGACGCCGCAACGUCACCGGCCCUCUCCUUACUGACUGCAUUUCUGAACCGGCGACUGCGUGAUCCCCUUGCUGACGAUGACUCCAAUAAAGUCAUAAGUUUCGACAACAUUAACGAUUCCUCAGAGGACACGAUCCUCUCCAGCGGCUUAGUUGUGGCGAAAAAGAGUGACACAGAUUUUUCGUUUGCUGGUGCCGGUGGUGGUCGACGUCUGUCGCGACUAAUGCUGCGACUCCAACGCAUGGUCAUAACAUCAUCUAACGAGACAGUUCGCCGUGACUGCAGACGCUGUCUACUGGCCUUCUUACUCAAUUACCCACACCAGCGUCGCUUCAUAGUUGGUUUUGUGGGUUUCCUCUUGCGUCAGCUGGAGCACAACAGGGAGAUCGGGCGUGCCUCGGUGGCAGCUCUUCUCUCCACAAUCGUGUCCGAAUUCCCCGUGGCCAGUCUCCUCCAAGGAGGACUAGAGGAGACCAUCAUACUGGCCGUAGGGGCUGCCAUUGAACGAGAGACCUCGCUAGACGUGCGUCUGGCCCUAUACGGUCUCGUGCGCCUUCUCUUUACGAGGAUUCCUGCCAAAAAGGCCGUGGCGCAUUUCAAUGAAUACCUCCUCGCCUUCCUUCGGGCCCCUGCCGACACGAGAGCUUCUGCACGCUUGUUGGGUCUGCAGAUGGUAUCAGUGAUUCUCGACUCCCAGGAGUGCCUUUCGGUCGAAAAGCAUCGUGAUACGCUUCUCUCCUUCUUGGGAACGGAAAUUUUGACGGAGUCGCAAAAGCAGCUCUCAGGCCUUCGCAGCUCCCACUCUCACCUCUUUAAGGAUGUCAUUCGCUCAACCGAGGAAACUGAUUUGGUCAGACCUGCCGAUAUAACCGAUAACGCUGGUGGAAAUGACGAUGAUGGUGAUUGGCUCACUGCAACGGACGCUGAUGAACCUACUGCUGAAUCGGCUGCAUUCGGCAACCUUUCAGACAAAGAAGAGGAAGAUUUAGACGUAGAUGAGGAGCCGGAUGGUCUCGAAAGCGAACCCCAAUCAGAUCACGAGGAAGAGAAAGAAGAAGAGGAAGCAGAUGGUGAGGAGGAUGUUGAUGUCGACCUUGAACCCAGCCAACCCGAGAAAGCGUCUAGUGAGGCAAUCCGGGUUGUUGAAUCGUGCAUCAACCUGAGCUCAAGCAAGUCGGAACCACGUUCACUCCGGCCCUCAAAGUCUGCCCCCGAGCUGCACUUUGUGCUAGUUUGCUGCACACUCGAGCACGGCCUCCAAUUGGUUGAUCGUCUUCUCUCGGCGGCUGACCCCCAGUUAGGCUGCUCGACUAUCUGCGCCCCGAUCUGGGAGGCGCUGCUCAAAAUCGAGCAGAAGAAGAAGGGCAAGCGUGAGGUGAAGUUCGCCACACUGCUGGGUCCCGCGCACGAGGCCAUGCGCUCGCUCCUGCUUGCGCCGACGCGUCCAGUGCGUGAGUGGGCUGCGCGCGUCUUUAACAGACUCCUCAGGGCGGAGGUGGCUGUGUGCAGUAGCCACGGCGAGUUGCAGACGCCUCUUCCAUUCGCAUCCGACUUCUUGGCCAAGUGCAAAGACGUUUCCGUUCGGUUGACGUCCCUUUUGUCCGACGCGCUGCGGCAAUUCGAAAUUGACUCCUCCUCGGGUCCGAUGUCCGAGGACUACGCGAAUGCGGUUUUGUCGAAUUUGGUGUGCCUCGGGCAGUUCCUUCAUGCCCUGGGAGCCACGAAACAGGUGUUGAGGAUUUUCAAAACAGCCAACCGUCUCGCUCUCGAUGAACUCAACAACAGAAAAUCGUCUUUCAAUCAGAGGAUACUGGCGAUCAAGUUGACUGUGGGCCUUCUCCUCACACUUCCCAGGCCAAGUCCCGCCGAGAUUUCUUCUCUGCUCGCGCGGGAAACGAAGACUCGAGGCGAUGAGAGUUCUCCAGGCAUGCUAUACUUGCGCUGCGCCCUACGCUUGUUGGCUCGCGAAUCCAAGCAGCGCGAACGAUUGGCCUUCCUGGCCACAUCCAGCGUCGCCUUGCCCGAGGACGCCGAGGCUGUCGAUGGGGUUUCGCUAAGUCGCAAAUUGUCCGGUCGUCUGAGCCGAAUCGAUUCUACUCGGGCCAAGGCGCGAAGGCGAAGGGCACAGGCGAAGAUGCGUCGGGCACUCCUUUCAGGUGAACUGACCGCCCGCGAUGCAAUGCAGAAGCUUGUAGGUGUUCCAAUGGUUGAAUUGUCGGCAGCGGAUCACCUAAUUGGCCUGAUAGAGUCAACAGACGCGACGCUUUCCACGAAGCUCCUCGGUGGCGAUGUCGCGGGUGGCAUGUCCAGUCUCUACGCCUGGUCGACGACAUCGCUCUCGCGCAAACGCGAGGCUCGUGCCGCACGGCGAGCCGUCCGAGCGGCCUUUGGUGGGGUCGAUAAACCAACUGACAACGACCUUAGCACUCUACCUGCCAAAAAACGCCCCAGAAUUGACCUCUAG